CCUGACUACCCGAAAGCGUAUAGAUCCAUCACGCUGUUGAUCACGAUACCAGUUAAGAUCUUAUCUUCUUGCGUAGCGGGCGAUCUACUAACUUAUGUUGCAGAGCACCAUAACCUCCUUCCAGCCACACACUUCAACAUCAAUGUUGAC
Suillus paluster is the source of this 150-nucleotide messenger RNA. RefSeq lists its product as uncharacterized. The record is from RefSeq and is a predicted model, not a curated record. The annotation marks the transcript as partial. The transcript has a single exon. Lineage: Eukaryota; Fungi; Basidiomycota; Agaricomycetes; Boletales; Suillaceae.